Messenger RNA from Haemonchus placei, 423 nucleotides. The record is from the annotation of a GenBank genome assembly. NCBI's taxonomy places the organism in Eukaryota, Metazoa, Nematoda, Chromadorea, Rhabditida, Trichostrongylidae.
AUGUUGAAAGUGAGUUACAAUGAUUUAAACAAGACUUUUGCGUCAAAAGGAUGGGCUCUAAGCAGAUGCAGUACAGAGUACUUGCAAGUUAGUGUGAAACCAACUGCUUACCAUGGCCUGUUCGGCAAUGGUUUAUGUCCGUUCCAAUGGGGUGGAACCCUUUUCUUCCGUGACGAGGGCGAUAAAAUGGGAACGCUGGCUGUUAAAAUCAAUGAAUGCUUUCAAUUAAAAACCUGCAUGGUACAAGAACAUAACCAUCCCCAGUCGGUCUCUUCGUUGACAGCGUUGCUGCCUGGAGUUGCUCGACAACUGGACUGCAAGCUGUUGGGUGCAAAGACCCAUCAGUUGGGACAGGUAUCCGGGUAUGUAUGGAGGCUUCGGCGGGUGUGGUUCGGUUGGAUCGAAAUUGUCGCUUCACGGUGA